Messenger RNA from Suncus etruscus (white-toothed pygmy shrew), 1396 nucleotides. RefSeq names its product Ras converting CAAX endopeptidase 1 (gene RCE1). Lineage: Eukaryota; Metazoa; Chordata; Mammalia; Eulipotyphla; Soricidae. Bases 1 to 990 code for a protein of 329 amino acids. Gene Ontology annotation, cellular component: endoplasmic reticulum membrane. Gene Ontology annotation, molecular function: metalloendopeptidase activity. Gene Ontology annotation, biological process: CAAX-box protein processing. The record is from RefSeq and is a predicted model, not a curated record. The transcript is spliced from 8 exons.
AUGGCGGCGCUGGGCGGGGACGGGCUGCGCCUGCUGUCGGUGCCGCGGCCCGAGCGGCAGCCCGAGGCGGCGGCGCUGGGCGGCCCGGGCGCCGGGCUGUGCUGCUGGGUGUCGGUGUUCUCCUGCCUGAGCCUCGCCUGCUCCUACGUGGGCAGCCUCUACGUGUGGAAGAGCGAGCUGCCCAGGGACCACCCUGCCGUCAUCAAGCGGCGCUUCACCAGCGUCCUGGUGGUGUCCAGCCUGUCCCCUCUGUGCGUGCUGCUCUGGAGAGAAGUCACGGGCAUCCAGCCAGGCACACCCCUGCUCACCCUGAUGGGCGUCAGGCUGGAAGGCAUUUUCCCCGCUGCCCUGCUGCCCCUGCUGCUGACCAUGAUCCUUUUCCUGGGCCCACUGAUGCAGCUCUCUAUGGAUUGUCCCUGUGACCUGGCAGAUGGCUUGAAAGUUGUCCUAGCCCCACGCUCCUGGGCCCGCUGCCUCACAGACAUGCGUUGGCUGCGGAACCAAGUGAUCGCGCCCCUGACCGAGGAGCUGGUGUUCCGGGCCUGCAUGCUUCCCAUGUUGGCACCAUGCACAGGCCUGGGCCCUGCUGUGUUCACCUGCCCACUUUUCUUCGGAGUUGCUCACUUUCACCACAUUUUCGAACAGCUUCGCUUCCGCCAAAGCAGCAUGGGAAGCAUCUUCCUGUCUGCAGCUUUCCAGUUCUCCUACACCGCUGUCUUCGGAGCCUACACUGCUUUUCUCUUCAUCCGCACAGGACACCUGAUUGGGCCGGUUCUCUGCCAUUCUUUCUGCAAUUACAUGGGCUUCCCCGCUGUGUGUGCAGCCCUGGAGCAUCCGCAGAGAAGGCCCCUACUGGCUGGCUAUGCCCUGGGUGUGGGCCUCUUCUUGCUUCUGCUCCAGCCCCUCACGGACCCCAAGCUCUAUGGCAGCCUUCCCCUUUGUGUGCUUUUGGAGCGGGCAGGAGACUCAGAAGCACCCCUCUGCUCCUGACCCAGGCUCUUGUGCCACUCCUAUGAACUCUCAUGGGCUUCCCAGCCCUCCUCAGCAAGGGGAACGUAGGGGAGGAGCCGGCUGGGGUCCCCGAGAUCUCAGGAAUUUUUGUAGGGGAUUGAAGCCAGAGUUGAAUCCCAGGGACCAAGAGAAGGAGCAGAAAGCCAAAGGCUGCAGCCCCACCGGAAAGGGGCUGAGGAGCAACUGGGAGUGGGAGACCAGGGGAGGCCCCAGGAGCCAGGCCCUCCCCCCUUUGCCCUCCCUCCGGACUGCUCUGAACUCCUCUGCCCCUGAAUACUGCUCAGGGGAGGCAGUUAGGCGACUCCCGACUUCCCAGAGUUUUCUCACUGUCUUUUUUUGCAUCAGGACUUUGUAUCGGGACAUUAAAGAGAUUUAAUUUGGGUAA